Molecule: messenger RNA, 1715 nt
Organism: Peromyscus leucopus (white-footed mouse)
Lineage: Eukaryota; Metazoa; Chordata; Mammalia; Rodentia; Cricetidae
Gene: Cep19
Product: centrosomal protein 19
Exons: 4
Coding region: 374-865 (163 amino acids)
Biological process (GO): trans-Golgi to periciliary membrane compartment transport; microtubule anchoring at centrosome
Cellular component (GO): centriole; centrosome; ciliary basal body
Source: RefSeq, a predicted model, not a curated record
UGGGACCGCACUCGCCGCCUUCAGGCCCGCUUCCGGUCCACAGCCGGAUGCGUGCGGACUGUGCCCGCUGCCUCUGAGUCCACCCCAUGGUUACCCCUGUAGAGAAUGGCUGUGACCUCUUCCUGCAGCGUCAGGCCCCACUCCGCCUCAAAGUCGAUAUAAGCGCCCCUCUGUGCAAUGCGGUUGGAUGGAAACAACCCUUUCACUGCUGUUCAGAUGUGCACUUCCUGUACUUCCUCUCGGAUAUGAGCUAAGAACUUAAUGAAAAUGGACACACUUCUUGACUUCCUAGAGCAAGUAGACUAACAGGGAAGAUAGAUGCUAUCCCAUUUUUAUCAGAUUUCCUUCAGCUUACCCUGAAUUUUAUGUGAAAAUGAAAUGUGUUGCCAAGAAAUGCGGAAUUAGGUUCCAGCCCCCAGCCAUCAUCUUAAUAUAUGACAACGAAACCCAAGGAAAGAGUCGCCAGCGCAUCAUGCCGGUCCGAAACUUCUCCAAGUUCUCAGAUUGCACCCGAGCUGCUGAACAACUAAAGAAUAAUCCACGGCACAAGAGUUACCUAGAACAGGUGUCCCUGAAACAGCUGGAGAAGCUGUUCGUCUUUUUACGCGGUUACUUGCAGGGGCAGAGCUUGGCAGAAACGAUGGAGCAGAUUCAACGGGAAACAACCAUUGACCCCGAGGAAGACCUGAACAAACUAGACGACAAGGAGCUGGCCAAAAGGAAGAGCAUCAUGGAUGAACUGUUUGAGAAAAACCAGAAGAGGAAGGAUGACCCCAGCUUUGUGUAUGAUGUUGAAGUUGAGUUCCCUCAGGAUGAACAGCUGCUGUCCUGCAGCUGGGACACUGAGUCAGCGGAUGAGUUCUGAGACCUCCUGCUCCACGUCUCCACAAAGAACAAAGAUCGGUCCUAGAAAAUGUGUAAAUACUAACGUACAUAUAAAACCAAAACACUUGCAUGUGUUGUGUGGGUCUAUGAGAAACACAGAAAACCAGUAUGGGAAUGCUCUUUAAGGAGCCGGCAAUCUAAAGGGAAGGUAACUCAGAAACGUGUAAACAGAUAUUUUAAUAAUAUUACUCAGGAAAAAGACUAGAGCCAGGUUUUCAAUGAAGGCUGAAGAGGGUGAGAACCUGGAUUACGGCAGCCAGAAUAGCAAGGAAGACUUUCUCUCAGCAGAAAGGGGCCUGUGCAUGGCCCUGGAAUGCUACAGAUGUUUUUGUAGAAAUCUGGAUGAAGUAAAGGGAAAGGGUGUAGUAAAGAGUCACAACACAGAAGAUUUUGAGAAAGAGUGAAUAAUUAUAGUUUGACAAGAUUGGAAUUAACCUGUGUUCAUUAUGUCUCCGUGUGUAUUUAACUCUGGGGUAGACAAAAACACCUGCAAAAUGCCUCACAGCUACAAGUGUAGGCAUUGUGACAGACAAAGGCAGUUCUGUCCCCCCACGAUCAGGAAAUGUACACUAAAGUUACUCUGAAACCCAGAACCACUUCCUGUGAGAGGCUGGUUUAUACAGUGGGAAGUUCACCCACAAUGAGUGAGCAGUAGGCUCUCCUGUUCAGACCUGCACAGGAGUUAGAUGUGCACUGAUCUGUUUAGCACGGCCACUGUGUGCAGAUGUGUUUGUUCUUACUAGACUAUUAUCUGAUUGAUAGAAAUCGUAGGUUUUCUACAAGGAAAGUCUUACUCUUUGAAUAAAGCUGGAGCUGAGUGUUAACUUUUA